Lolium perenne is the source of this 1639-nucleotide messenger RNA. Its product is annotated as triacylglycerol lipase OBL1. Gene Ontology annotation, molecular function: triacylglycerol lipase activity. Gene Ontology annotation, biological process: lipid metabolic process. Lineage: Eukaryota; Viridiplantae; Streptophyta; Magnoliopsida; Poales; Poaceae. The record is from RefSeq and is a predicted model, not a curated record.
CAUACACACACCUUGUGGUAGCUAGCUAGCUCUGGUUCAUCGCUAAGCUCUAAGCGUGCUCUCUUGUGACAUCGAACAGUUGACCGGCAAUGGACGGCCGGGAUGAAUACUUCUGCGACUUCAUGGAGCUGAAGCCGCACAAGGGCGGCGUCCGCAGCCUCCUCCACCUUCUGUGCUGCAGCGACAUCACCGAGAACGACGUUGUCAAAUGUCCCCCUGGCACGACCGAAGAUCGGCCGUCGAAGUCGAACAGGUGGGUCAUCUUCGUCUCCGUCGUGGCGCAGAUGCUGCUGCUGUGGGUGAAGACGCCUUUGGCCAAGCUCGGGGAGGCCGUCGAGUACUGGAUGAACUUCUUCACGGUCAACGGCGGCGGGGUGCUCAAGCUUAUCAGGAACGCCAUGGAAGGCAAAGUACGAAUUCCAGACAGAGAAUCUCCCAACUACCGAUCGCUCAUCGGGCUUCUGGACACGAGAAUCGAGCUGGACGAGAAGAUCAAGCCAGAGCAUAGCAACUACCACGCUGCGCUCGGCAUCAUGGCCUCCAAAAUUGCCUACGAGAACGAGGUCGUCAUCAAGACCGUGGUCGAAAACCAUUGGCAGAUGAAAUUUCUCGAGUUCUUCAACUGCUAUAAUGAAUUCCGAGGCGGACACACGACCCAAGCCUUCAUGCUCGCUGACAAGGCGGUGGACGCCAACCUGGUCGUGGUGGCGUUCCGCGGCACGUCGCCAUUCGACGCGGAUGACUGGAGCACGGACGUGGACCUCUCCUGGUACGAGAUCCCGGAGGUGGGCAGGGCACACGGCGGCUUCAUGAAGGCGCUCGGGCUGCAGCCGAAGGGCUGGCCGGCGAAGAUCGACGCGAGCAAGGAGCGGCCGUUCGCCUACUACGCCAUCCGAGACGCGCUCAAGAAGGUCCUGGGGGCCAACCCGCGUGCCAAGUUCCUGGUCACGGGCCACAGCCUCGGCGGCGCGCUGGCGGUGCUGUUCCCGGCCAUCCUCGCCCUGCCAGGCCAGCAAGACGAGAGCGACGACCUGCUGGCCAGGCUUCACGGCGUGUACACGUACGGGCAGCCCCGCGUCGGGGACCAGCGGUUCGGGGAGUUCGUGGAGCGGCUCCUGGACACGCCGGGGGCGAGGAGGAGGUACUUCCGGUUCGUGUACUCCAACGACGUGGUGCCGCGGGUGCCGUACGACGGCGGCGCGCACCUGUUCAAGCACUUCGGGCAGUGCGUCUACGUGGACGCGUUGUACAGGGCGCAGGGCAUGAAGGAAGAGCCGAACAAGAACUACUUCUCGCCGGCGUUCCUGGUGCCCAAGUACGCGAACGCGGCGUGGGAGCUCGUGAGGGGGCUCGUGAUCGGGCAGGUUGCAGGGUCGGAGUACGUGGAGGGGUGGGUGAUGAGGAUCUCCCGGGCGCUGGGGCUGCUGAUCCCCGGCCUGCCGCCGCACUCGCCGCAGGACUACGUGAACGCUACCAGGCUCGGGGCCGCGUCGCUCGACCUGCUUCUCCGUGACCAUUGAUUUGUUCUUUAGAGGGCGUAGCCAUUAAUUUGUUGCUUCUCCGGGUUUUAGCUUUCAGCCCUUGUAAAAUCCAUCAGCUCUACAAUUUUGCCCGGAAAAGAGGAAGCAUCAAUUUCUCC